Molecule: messenger RNA, 969 nt
Organism: Pollicipes pollicipes
Lineage: Eukaryota; Metazoa; Arthropoda; Thecostraca; Pollicipedomorpha; Pollicipedidae
Exons: 2
Coding region: 80-706 (208 amino acids)
Source: RefSeq, a predicted model, not a curated record
UCUGCACUGCCAAGCCAUCACACACCUCUGGCACCCAGCCGCAUCAACGACGGUAGCACCUGCUUGCAGAAUAUCAGCCAUGAAGUAUUUCGCCGUGCUGGCCACGCUCGCCGUCCUGUCGGCGGCCGACGGCAGGCGCCUCUUCAAGCGGCCGCAGCCGUUCCGUCCAGUGUUCGUCGGCGGCGACGCCUCCGGCCAAGCCGACGGCUCCGUCACCUCCGGCGUCUCGGAGACGGCGUUCGGACGAGACCAGAUCGACUCGGCCGUCUCCAGCGUCCGCGGCCAGGCCAACGGUCUGGGCAGCAGCAGCACCAACACGGCCAACGCCGACGCGCGCCGCUCCGAGAGCGUGCUGGGCGUGCAGCGGACCUCCGACACGAACGCCGUCUCGGUGCAGGACAGCAACGGCGCCGUGCUGCUGCCGGUCGGCGGUCUGUUCCAGCGGCCGUCGCUGUUCAAGCCGGCGCUGCUGCUCGGCGGCGCGGCGUCCGGCUCCGCCGACGGCUCGGUGACGACCGGCACGUCCGAAGGCGUCAACGGCUUCACCCGCGUCACGUCCGUCACGUCCAACGCUGACGGCAGCGUGCACGGCAGUGGCAGCAGCGUGAGCGUGGCCAACGCCAGCAACCAGCGCACGGAGACGGUCGAUGGCGUCUCUGAGUCGUCCGACACGGGCGCCGUCUCGGUGCAGAACACCCGCCGCUGAACGCUUUGCACAUUACUGAUACCUGCUACUGUGUAGUGCCAGUCACGUUUCGACAGCCGCGUUAUGCUUUAAGUCAUGCAUCAGGUGCAUUGUUUGUAGCUGCAUAGUAUUAUCCCAAGGUGAGAUCGUCGAACGAAUACAAGGAGUCGGUUUCGGUUUAUGCUUGUUCAUCAUGUCACACAAUCUGAGAGCAUGACAUGACGCUCUCGUGCUCGGCUGACACCAUUCUGAUGAAACGUGGCUUAAGGGACCGCAUCCGCCGA